AAUCUCGUCCCUCAGUUUUCUUUAGACCAGCAUCAUCGUUGAACGUUCACGAUGACCGCUCUACCGACCAAGAUGCUUCUCCUUGAAGGUUUUUUAUUACUCAUCGUGGUUCAGGAAAACUUUGCUCAAUACCUUCCUCCAACACCGACAGUGGAACCUCUUUAUCCGAAAGGAUUACGAAUGUCCAUUCCGCAUGAGGAUGGCAUCUCCUUGGUCGCCUAUCACGUGAAAUUUAACGAAGAUUUCAAUGGCCUCGAGGCAGGAACUAUUGCCAGAGAUAUCGUAAAAGCUCGCAAUGGUCGAUGGACGUACGAGGAUCGAACCACAAGGUUGAAGCGAGGCCAAAAAAUUUACUACUGGAUCCAUGUAGUUUACGAUGGCCUCGGUUACAACUUGGUGGAUCAACAGCACGAAGUAAACGAGUUUUACAAUUAUGAUGGAACGCCUGUAAGUGCAUCCACUGGAGGCAACAUCGUUUGCGCGAGACCAUCUGAGACAAGGACAUUCGAAACCGAUCGCAAUACUCCACAAACGAAUCGACAAAAUAUCUGUCCAGGACAAUUAUUAUUCGAAGAUAACUUUGAUACGCUUGAUUCUAGCCGCUGGAAGACCAUCGAACGUUUCUCCCACGCACCAAACUACGAGUUUGUAGUUUACAAGAACGAUAGGAACAACGUAGAUGUCUGGGACGGCGUUUUACAUAUUAGACCCACCCUCACUAAUGUCGUGUUUGGAAGAGAUUUCAUUCGCGAGGGUACUUUGACGCUAGAGAAAUGCACCAGCGAGAUUGGUACUGCAAAUUGCAAACAAGUAGGACGCGCACCGUUCAUUCUACCGCCUGUAAUAGCAGGACGUAUAAACAGCAAACCAUCUUUCCUCUUUUUGUAUGGACACGUUCAAAUUCGAGCUAAAUUACCGCGUGGCGAUUGGUUGUAUCCUUUGAUUACGCUAGAAAGUACCGAGGGGAAUACAGAUGAUUCGAAAGCAUAUUGUGAGAUCAUAAUAGCUCACUCAGUUGGUAAUCCUUCGCUCCAAUUGAAAGACGGAAAAGAUUUCAGUGGACACCUUCUUCAGGCUGGCGGAUAUGCGGUCUCAAAGGAUAACCAAAAUAAGCAGAACAAUUGGUUCAAUCUUCUUAGUAAAAAUUCAAGUUCGUUAUGGUCGGACAGUUAUCACGUAUUCGACUUGAUAUGGAAACCUGGCCAAGUAGUGGUCAAGGUUGACAAUGAACAAUAUGGCGAGCAACAAUUGCCACCUCUGUAUGAUACACCGCUUUAUCUGAACUUCGGCAUAGCAGUCGGAGGUCACGUUGUCUUCCACAACACUUGCACGAGUGGUCAUUACGAGAAGCCUUGGAAGAAUCUAUCACCGAAGGCACUGAAUGACUUUUAUCAAGCGGAGAGCAACUGGCUGGAGACAUGGCAUAACAGUGAUACUGGUCUCCACAUCGACUACGUUAAAGUGUGGGCAAUCUAAGAACAGCAUAGUCUUCAAGAACAAUUAUAAAUACUCUAAACGCAUUUAAAUUCUAUCACUCGUUCGUUAUUUUUCAUUCUCUUCGUGAUAUCGCAUGCAAUCACAGAGGAGGUGCCGGAGGGACCAACACAGAUGGUGGUAGAGGUUGUCGAUAAGGUACACUAUCGGGAUGAAAGCCAGAGCCUAGUAACUCGAUCAGCCACUGUCCACGAUAACCAUAUCGGUUUUGAUAAGCGUAUGCAGCACGAGGUCCAUCGUCAGGUCUGAAUUCGAAUGCCAUCUUCUUCCUGGUGUCCGGAGCAGCUACUAGUCUCAAGAAAUACUCUGCACUGUUUCGUGGCCAUUCCAAUAAUCUUCCACCGGACCAGAGGUUCCUGAACAUGCUUGUCAAUCUUGAUGGAGAUAGGUCGAAGGGAAUGGUCCUGGUCACGCGGGUCAAAACUGUACCGUUACACUCGACGACUAUGCAUAGCUGUAUUUAAAAUGAAUAAAGGAUUAAAUGAUCUUAUAA
Osmia lignaria (orchard mason bee) is the source of this 1987-nucleotide messenger RNA. It is a transcript of the gene B-gluc1, whose product is annotated as beta-1,3-glucan recognition protein 1. NCBI's taxonomy places the organism in Eukaryota, Metazoa, Arthropoda, Insecta, Hymenoptera, Megachilidae. Gene Ontology annotation, molecular function: hydrolase activity, hydrolyzing O-glycosyl compounds; carbohydrate binding. Gene Ontology annotation, biological process: carbohydrate metabolic process. The record is from RefSeq and is a predicted model, not a curated record.